Phytophthora nicotianae INRA-310 is the source of this 522-nucleotide messenger RNA. RefSeq lists its product as hypothetical. Bases 1 to 522 code for a protein of 173 amino acids. The record is from RefSeq and is a predicted model, not a curated record. Lineage: Eukaryota; Oomycota; Peronosporomycetes; Peronosporales; Peronosporaceae. The transcript is spliced from 2 exons.
AUGGGAGUGGCACUGAGAGAUGGUAGCAGUCCCUACCGAGUGACGGAGCUGAAUGCCUCAUUCUCCAUGUGUCCGACAUAUCCUAGAGAGCUGGUAGUGCCAGCAGCCGCCACCGACUCAGAACCCAAGCGCGGCAUUCUACACACACAAAAACCCUCAGACGAGCAGUGUUUGCUUCAUAUCGCUCGAGCGGCAUCUAGUUCGUAUUCUGGAUCACCGACACGUAGGAUUUGGAUCGCAGAUUGCCGGCCAGAACUCAAUGCACGCGUCAAUAACUUGACCGGAGGUGGCACGGAGAGCGGGAACCUUGCACAUGCGCGAGUGACUUUCUUGAAUAUCAGGAACAUCCACGCUUUGCGUGAGAGUAUUGAAGCUGUACGUGGACUAGGAGGCUUCACGGCUCCAACGAACAAUACGGAGUCGAUGGACCUCUCGUGGGGGUCACCUGUUGAAGCCACAAAGUGGCUCUCGCAUGUGCGACGUGUGUCGGUGUUGCAGGAAUGCUUUGGCAGUCAGUCAUGA